This is a messenger RNA of Sporothrix brasiliensis 5110, 1053 nucleotides long. RefSeq names its product ornithine decarboxylase antizyme. The record is from RefSeq and is a predicted model, not a curated record. Lineage: Eukaryota; Fungi; Ascomycota; Sordariomycetes; Ophiostomatales; Ophiostomataceae. Gene Ontology annotation, molecular function: ornithine decarboxylase inhibitor activity. The coding region runs from base 1 to 1053 and encodes 350 amino acids. The transcript has 2 exons. Gene Ontology annotation, biological process: positive regulation of protein catabolic process. Gene Ontology annotation, cellular component: cytoplasm; nucleus.
AUGGCGCAAUUACAGUCCAAUUUAAAUAAUAGUAGUAGUAGUCGCUAUGGCGAGGGCGCCGUCCGCCAGGCCGACGUCCUUGCCAGCUGCUACGUGAUUGAUGCUGCGGCCACUCAGCUCAAGGGCCUCCACUACUGCACUACUCCUCUUGCCGGACUGCCUUCGCCACCAUCAAGCCCCCCCCUCGCCGCCAUCUCCGCCACGAACGAGCUGACCGUGUUCCCCAAGAACAAGGCCGGCGCCCAUACGACCAGCCGUGGCGGGCACGCUCGACCCAGCGGUCAGGGGGGGGCAACACUGCGGAUCAGGGAAGAGUGUGAGAGACUCUUUUGCGAGACCAUGAAGACUGUGUUUCUUGGUGAGAGGAACAUGGCCAGUACUGGCUCCAGCCUGACGGGUGUUUAUGGCGGUGUUCCUCCGUCUGCGUACCACAGCAGCAGCAGCAGCAACGGGGGAGCCGCCCACUACGACUACAUCGACAAUGUCCACAAUGACGACGGCGACGACGACCGCACGCCGCCGGCCGAGGACGGCCCAGGCAGCCUGGGCCGCCGCCGCACCUCGUCCGUCUCCGAGGGCGGCCGCAGCUACAGCUUCGGCUCCAGCGUCGGGGCACGCAGCAUUUCGACUGUGGCCUCGUCGGUCGAUGGCGACGGCGACGGCGACGGCGACGUGGCCCCUCCGUAUGCGGUGCCCGCGGCCUGGCUCGAGCUCUGGGACUUUGUCGGCUGCGGCAGCUUCCGCGGCUUUGUCGCCGAAGACCCGGCCGGCGCGACGUCCCUGUUUGCCUUUUUCGACGCGUCCGUGCUGAGCCGCGACCUCAAGCGCGCGCUCAUGGCGCUCAUCGAGCUCGCCGACACCGCGCUGCACUGCGCCCACCUCGUCAUCUGCGUCGACCGCGGCGGUGCCGAGGCGCUGCCCGACGAGGCGGCGACGCUGCUCAAGGGCCUGCAAUGGGCCGGGUUUUCGCUGACGACGCUGGACACGUGGACAGGCGGCGCGUGCGUGGACGUGACAAGUGCGCGGUGGAUCUUCAUGGGCAUGGAGCUGUAG